Nomia melanderi (Alkali bee) is the source of this 3273-nucleotide messenger RNA. RefSeq names its product adaptor protein complex 1/2, beta subunit (gene AP-1-2beta). Gene Ontology annotation, cellular component: clathrin adaptor complex; membrane coat. Lineage: Eukaryota; Metazoa; Arthropoda; Insecta; Hymenoptera; Halictidae. Gene Ontology annotation, biological process: intracellular protein transport; vesicle-mediated transport. Gene Ontology annotation, molecular function: clathrin binding. The record is from RefSeq and is a predicted model, not a curated record.
GGAAUAUGUGCAUUUAAGAAGACACGAACUAUUAACAUGGACUGGAUGAAUGUAUGGAUCCAUUGCGAAUGUUUAGUCCAUGGUUGAUGGGCGUUUCGCUUCAGACGCUGUCAAUGUUCUGUCAACUAAUAACUUUUUUUACAAUUGUUGACUGUUUCAAACAAUUGAGAUUAUAUACUGUAUUACUUACUUUACAAAGUUGUAAAAUAUUUAAAUAAUUCAAGAUGACAGAUUCAAAGUAUUUUACUACUACCAAAAAGGGUGAAAUAUUUGAACUUAAGUCAGAAUUGAAUAAUGAGAAGAAAGAGAAAAAGAAAGAAGCUGUGAAGAAGGUCAUCGCUUCCAUGACUGUGGGUAAAGAUGUAUCAGCGCUCUUCCCUGAUGUAGUCAACUGUAUGCAAACAGACAACUUGGAACUGAAAAAGCUAGUGUAUUUGUACCUGAUGAAUUACGCCAAAAGUCAACCAGACAUGGCCAUCAUGGCUGUCAACACAUUUGUUAAGGAGCUAGCGACAUCUCCGAUGAUAAAGGAUUGCGAGGACCCAAAUCCGCUGAUUCGCGCAUUAGCAGUUCGUACAAUGGGAUGUAUACGCGUGGACAAGAUUACGGAGUACCUCUGUGAGCCACUGCGAAAAUGCCUGAAGGAUGAGGACCCAUAUGUUCGUAAGACUGCAGCUGUAUGCGUGGCCAAGCUUUAUGAUAUUAAUGCAGCUUUAGUCGAGGAUCAGGGAUUUUUGGAUCAAUUGAAAGAUCUUUUGUCAGACAGUAAUCCCAUGGUUGUUGCAAAUGCUGUAGCUGCUCUCUCCGAAAUCAAUGAAGCAAGUCCAAGCGGGCAACCUCUAGUCGAGAUGAAUGCUCAGACUAUUAACAAAUUAUUAACAGCUCUCAAUGAAUGUACAGAAUGGGGUCAGGUUUUCAUUUUGGACUCACUGGCAAAUUACUCGCCCAAAGACGAACGUGAAGCACAAAGUAUCUGUGAACGAAUUACUCCACGCUUAGCUCAUGCUAAUGCUGCAGUUGUUCUAUCUGCUGUUAAGGUAUUAAUGAAAUUAAUGGAAAUGUUACAAUCAGAGUCUGAUUUUGUUGGCACUUUAACGAAGAAAUUAGCACCGCCACUUGUAACAUUACUCAGUUCUGAACCGGAAGUUCAAUACGUAGCAUUAAGAAAUAUAAAUCUUAUUGUACAAAAACGCCCAGACAUUUUAAAACAUGAGAUGAAAGUUUUCUUUGUCAAGUACAAUGAUCCAAUUUAUGUGAAACUUGAGAAAUUGGACAUUAUGAUUCGUUUAGCAUCUCAAGCAAAUAUAGCUCAAGUUUUAUCUGAGUUAAAAGAAUAUGCUACUGAAGUUGACGUAGACUUUGUUCGAAAAGCUGUAAGAGCUAUCGGCCGUUGUGCCAUCAAGGUUGAACCUUCGGCUGAACGAUGUGUUUCAACACUAUUGGAUUUAAUACAAACGAAAGUAAAUUACGUCGUCCAAGAAGCAAUUGUUGUUAUAAAAGAUAUUUUCCGAAAAUAUCCAAAUAAAUAUGAAAGUAUCAUUUCAACUCUUUGUGAAAAUUUGGAUACAUUGGAUGAACCAGAAGCGCGUGCUUCUAUGAUAUGGAUCAUUGGAGAAUAUGCAGAACGUAUUGAUAAUGCAGAUGAACUUCUUGAAAGCUUCUUAGAGGGAUUCCAUGACGAAAACACACAAGUACAAUUACAGUUGCUUACAGCAAUCGUUAAACUGUUUCUUAAACGACCUACGGAUACCCAAGAAUUGGUUCAACAAGUUCUCAGCUUAGCUACACAGGAUUCUGAUAAUCCUGAUUUAAGAGAUCGCGGAUUUAUCUAUUGGCGUUUACUUAGUACUGAUCCAGCAGCUGCCAAAGAAGUUGUGCUUGCUGAAAAACCACUAAUUUCAGAAGAAACAGAUCUUUUAGAACCAACAUUAUUGGACGAGUUGAUAUGUCAUAUUUCAAGUUUGGCAUCGGUAUAUCAUAAACCACCUACUGCUUUUGUCGAAGGUAGAGCAGCUGGUGCUAGAAAGUCAUUACCAGCUAGAAGUAAUUCAAGCGAAGAUUCAGGACAACACGCGGCGCAACUUCACGCUCAAGUUAUUCCUGCUCAGGAUUCUCUAAUAGGUGAUCUGCUUAGUAUGGAUAUUGGCGGACCAUCCAUGGUUACCUCAACUCCGACUCCUCAAGCAGGAUUAGGUUUGGACUUAUUAGGAGGUGGUCUGGAUGGAAUUUUAGGUGCUACUGACACAGCAAAUAGUGCACCAGUAGUGUCUCAAAGUACUACCGGACUUCUUGGUGACAUAUUUGGCUUCAGCCAAGGACCUACCUCUUAUAUAUUACCUAAAGUUAAUUGGUUACCUGCAGAAAAAGGCAAAGGUCUUGAUAUAUGGGGAACGUUCUCUAGGAAGAAUGGACAGAUUAGCAUGGACAUGACAUUUACAAAUAAAGCAAUGCAACCAAUGGGAGGUUUUGCAAUACAAUUGAAUAAAAAUAGUUUUGGUUUAACUCCUGCUGCGCCGUUGCAAGUACCAAGUCCUUUAAAUCCUGGAGCUAGUGUAGAAACCAAUAUAAUCUUAUCUACAGCUGGCGCCGUGCAACGCAUGGAACCUUUGAAUAAUCUUCAAGUUGCGAUAAAAAAUAAUAUCGAUAUAUUUUAUUUCGCUUGUAUUGUACCCAUGAAUAUAUAUUUCACAGAGGAUGGGCAAUUAGAUAAAAGAGUGUUUCUUAAUACAUGGAAGGAUAUACCUGCUCAAAAUGAGGUACAGAAUACAUUGAAAGGAAUAAUGCUGACUGCAGAUCAAGUUGUCCAAAAAAUGCAACAGAACAAUGUAUUUACAAUUGCCAAGAGGAAUGUAGAAGGUCAAGAUAUGUUAUAUCAAUCGCUUAAAUUAACAAAUAAUGUUUGGGUAUUAAAUGAACUGAAAAUUCAGCCAGGGAAUACUGAUGUUACAUUGUCUUUGAAAUCACGUUCAGUGGAAGUAGCAGGAGGCAUAUUUGAAGCAUAUAAUGCAAUUUUACACUCAUAAGUAGUAAAUUAAGUCAUUUCGAAAUAAAUUUAUUCGGAUUAUCAUGUGUCGCAACCAUAAUAUUCGACGAUUCGUUUAAUACAAAUCACUUACGUAUUGCGCAUAUAAUUUAUCUCAUUAAUGGUUAUGCAAACCGUUUGUUUAUAUUUUAUUAUAAUCCUAAACAAAUUUAAGAUACUGUUAAAUUAGUCAUAAAAGACCUGGAUGUAAAAUCGAAAUAAAGACAAAUUAUGUUAAUGUUAUUUAUAUA